Messenger RNA from Gorilla gorilla gorilla (western lowland gorilla), 2153 nucleotides. RefSeq names its product SUMO1 activating enzyme subunit 1 (gene SAE1). Lineage: Eukaryota; Metazoa; Chordata; Mammalia; Primates; Hominidae. Gene Ontology annotation, cellular component: cytoplasm; SUMO activating enzyme complex. The record is from RefSeq and is a predicted model, not a curated record. Bases 71 to 1219 code for a protein of 382 amino acids. Gene Ontology annotation, biological process: protein sumoylation. Gene Ontology annotation, molecular function: SUMO activating enzyme activity. The transcript is spliced from 9 exons.
AGUCUCGUGAGGUACUUUUGGUCCCAGGCUCCGCGGACGAGGUACUGCGCAGGCGUGGGAGGGUCUGCGCAUGCGCAGAAGCACUCCGGGCGUGCUGCCGGCGGCGGUAGGCGGCGCGCGGGUCCGGCGGGCGGUUGGCGUGAGCGCGACCGGAGCUGAGGCAGGAAGAGCCGGCGCCAUGGUGGAGAAGGAGGAGGCUGGCGGCGGCAUCAGCGAGGAGGAGGCGGCACAGUAUGACCGGCAGAUCCGCCUGUGGGGACUGGAGGCCCAGAAACGGCUGCGGGCCUCUCGGGUGCUUCUUGUCGGCUUGAAAGGACUUGGGGCUGAAAUUGCCAAGAAUCUCAUCUUGGCAGGAGUGAAAGGACUGACCAUGCUGGAUCACGAACAGGUAACUCCAGAAGAUCCCGGAGCUCAGUUCUUGAUUCGUACUGGGUCUGUUGGCCGAAAUAGGGCUGAAGCCUCUUUGGAGCGAGCUCAGAAUCUCAACCCCAUGGUGGAUGUGAAGGUGGACACUGAGGAUAUAGAGAAGAAACCAGAGUCAUUUUUCACUCAAUUCGAUGCUGUGUGUCUGACUUGCUGCUCCAGGGAUGUCAUAGUUAAAGUUGACCAGAUCUGUCACAAAAAUAGCAUCAAGUUCUUUACAGGAGAUGUUUUUGGCUACCAUGGAUACACAUUUGCCAAUCUAGGAGAGCAUGAGUUUGUAGAGGAGAAAACUAAAGUUGCCAAAGUUAGCCAAGGAGUAGAAGAUGGGCCCGACACCAAGAGAGCAAAACUUGAUUCUUCUGAGACAACGAUGGUCAAAAAGAAGGUGGUCUUCUGCCCUGUUAAAGAAGCCCUGGAGGUGGACUGGAGCAGUGAGAAAGCAAAGGCUGCUCUGAAGCGCACGACCUCCGACUACUUUCUCCUUCAAGUGCUCUUAAAGUUCCGUACAGAUAAAGGAAGAGAUCCCAGUUCUGAUACAUAUGAGGAAGAUUCUGAGUUGUUGCUCCAGAUACGAAAUGAUGUGCUUGACUCACUGGGUAUUAGUCCUGACCUGCUUCCUGAGGACUUUGUCAGGUACUGCUUCUCCGAGAUGGCCCCAGUGUGUGCGGUGGUUGGAGGGAUUUUGGCACAGGAAAUUGUGAAGGCCCUGUCUCAGCGGGACCCUCCUCACAACAACUUCUUCUUCUUCGAUGGCAUGAAGGGGAACGGGAUUGUGGAGUGCCUUGGCCCCAAGUGAACUCAAGACUUGGCAGCCCCAGAGAUGCCAACUGCAGCAUGCCCGCCUGUAUUCUCUGUCCCCUUCCUUCAUGAAGGCAUCUCCAGGCAAGGAAAACUGAAGUCAUUGGCCCGAUACAAAACAUUUCCUGCAACGAAGGAGGUGGUGCCGACGUGCUGCUUCCCAUCACCAGCAGCUGCUUGACAAGGGGUGCAGGGUCUUUGUUCCAGCACUGUUCAGGCUGCCUGUCAUCCUGGGCCUGCCAACUCCCCUGAGUGAUGAGCACUUCCAAGCACCCCUCUGCCCUUUCUCUGUCCUUAUGCUGUCCUGGCCUCGCCAGCCCUCUGGGGCAUUGUGGGAGAUGCCUGCCAGGAAUGAGCACGCUCUGUUGCUCGGGAGCCUCUUGCCACCUUCUUGGACUUAUUCCCCACCUGAUAUCUUAUAGAGAAAAGUGUGAAUUCAGGUGGAGAGUAGGCCCAGGCCCCAUGAGGCACCAGUGGAAGCACAGCUCCAAGUUCAGACAGGUGCCCUUAGAGAGGAAAACCAUGACAGGCAAAUGCAUUUCCUCUGGAGUUUGAGACCCUGACAAACAACAGGUGGCAUCUGGUGUGCUGUUCUUGAGUUUUCGUUUAGGAUUAGUUGAGUUCCAGCUGGGUUUUGGGAGAAAGGAGAUGCUACCAAGUCUUGGAUGUUAGGGCGAGACCCUGCAAGUUGAGUAUUAGAGAGCUUGUCUUUCAAGGCAGGUUCCUGGGGCUUCAGGGCUAGGAGGGAGGAGCCUGCCCUUUUAACAGAAUCCCAGUCACAUGCGGCCCAAGUCACUCAGAGGCUGUUGCAUUUCAGGGCUGUGUUGGUCCUUUGUUUACCUCCUAAACCACACCUGUUUGUGUUUCACAUAUGUUGUGAAUUUUCUUUGGUUCUUUUUAAAGGAAUGAUAAUAAAGUUACUUGCUUUAGGA